Messenger RNA from Austrofundulus limnaeus, 3927 nucleotides. It is a transcript of the gene cep162, whose product is annotated as centrosomal protein 162. Lineage: Eukaryota; Metazoa; Chordata; Actinopteri; Cyprinodontiformes; Rivulidae. Gene Ontology annotation, biological process: cilium assembly. Gene Ontology annotation, cellular component: axonemal microtubule; nucleoplasm; centriolar satellite. The transcript is spliced from 27 exons. The record is from RefSeq and is a predicted model, not a curated record. Bases 132 to 3755 code for a protein of 1207 amino acids.
GUCUUGCGGGAACUGCCGACAUCAAACAACAGAUAUGGAAAUUGUUUUAAGUUAAUUUUGGAAAGAGCAGUCAAGACAAGACUUUUAAGUUGAUUUUGUUGUUUGCCUUCGGCUGAAGGAGCAUCAUUACAAUGUCUCAAAGGCUGACCAAGAAAGAGCUCGAUGCACAGUUUGAGCUGUUCCUCAAAGAGUCUGUUUCAGAUGACUCUGUGGAUUUAGGCAGCUCUGAUAAACCAUGUCGAGAUAAAACCUACCACAAAUCAAAUCAGAAACCAGCUGUAUCGUGGUGGCCGGAUGAUGAGCAUGUGAGUGAGGCUGCGGCAGCAGGAGAACCUGCGAUGAUGGCAGCUGGGAACUUGAGUGAUGUGGGGUUGGAUACUCAGGAGGAGGAGAAUGAGGAGAAAGCCAGAUUCUAUGCUCAGCUCGAGGAAGGAGCUGUGGCGACUCUAGAUUACUCUGCGCUGAACAGAGAGUUGGACUCCACCAGUUCUACAGCAGCCACUGACCACAGGUGUGUGAAAGAUGCAUCAUUAGAGCAAAACAAAGACCAUCAGAGCAAUGUCAGAGUCACAGAGACUGUAGGAGAGUCUCGAGGUUCUCCACUUGACAGUAAAGAUUCUGAAGAGGAGGAGGUCAUGAAGGAGCCACUGGGGAAGCCUAAAAUGUCUACAAUUCUUGCAAGAGUUUCUCUGUAUGAUUCUUUGGAUGAGGAUGAAGACAGGCAGCUGAAGUCACUGAACAAAGGUCAAACAAAUGCUCAGAGUGGGGCUUCAGAUAUUGAGGCUCUUCAGGAAGCUUACAGACAGAUUCAUACUGUGGAGGAUUCAGAUGAGACCCAACAUGUAUGUGUGGAGGAGGAAAAGAAGAAAGACAGACCCGGCUCUUCACUGCUGCUUCCUCAACAAACACAACCGUCUCUACAAUUGGCUUCCACCGAUGAGUCAGACCUGCCAACUGCAGAGGAGCUAAUGAGGCCAGUCCUCCUGGAACAUGACCAAAUUAGAGGCUUUACCCUCCAGCCUGUCAGAUCUAUGGAACUCGACAUUGAGAAAAAAACCCAGUCUGUGGAAAGAACUUUCCCGGUUCUGACCGAGUCGGCGCUGAAGCAUCCAGGAAAAUCUGUCCCUGCUGCAGGACUAACGGGAACCUCCUCAGGACUGAGGAGCUAUGGGUCCCCAAGCCUUGAGCUGACUUGGACCGUCAAGGAGGAAGUGGACCGACUGAUGAAGGAUGAGAAUAAAAAUUCAUCUCAAACGUCUCCAAGGGGCAAGGCUAAGAAACAACUGGCUUCCUGCGGCUCCUCUGUUUUUCAUCCCGCUGCAUCUUCAGACAGAAGGCCGACUGUUGCUCCUGUGAGAAGCAAGACUGUCCAUGAGAGGGCAGUGAUGAACUACAGAUCAGCAAUGACCAAUAAAGCUGUUGCCGCGUCCAAAACCCAAUCCUUAAAAACUACAAGGAACCAAGACAAAGAUAAAGGAGAGACUGCAGAAUCAAGUGUGAAGGUGAGCAGUGAGCUGGUGGCUGUCCUUCAACAGCAGACAGACUCCAGCAGUGGUCAGAGUGCUGUGCAGGAACCCAAAGGUCCUGAAGAAAGCCGACUGGCACAGCCCCAUCCUCAGAUGAGUAUUCGAAGCGUGGAGGAAUUUGGUCAGAAGAAGAGACGUUUGGAGAUUGAAGGUCUUGCAACUGAUGAGAAACUGAAGGAAAUUGAUAAAGAAAUAAAAGAGCAAGAAAGACUUAUCAAAGGUUAUCAGCAGGAGAAUGAGAAGAUGUGCCUGCAGAUGAAGGCUCAGCAAGCCAAGAGUAAAGCUACUGAGGAGGCCAUGUUUAAUGAAACCCAGAGGCUGAUGAACGAGCUGGAUUUUACACGGGAAAUGCUGAAGGAAGCUUCACGGCCCGUAGGCAGUGUGUGUAUGAUGAAUCACACUCAGUCCAUCUCAGACCUGUUAUCUCAAAUCCACUCACUGCAGAGGAACGAGGCCAAGCUGUCUCAGGAGAACCAGAGGCUGAAGCAAGAGAAGCAGCUUCUGGAAGUCGACAUGAUGAAGAAGGAGAGAGAGGCGGCUAAAGACCAGACUACUCCUGCCUCAGAACAAACUCUGGAGCUGCAUGUUCUGGAGGACAGACACAGAGAGGAAGUGGCAGCGCUGAAGAAGAAGCUACAGUGGUUUUCUAAGAACCAGGAACUGCUGGACCAGGAUGUUGUCCGACUGAAGGCUGCUACAGUUGAGAUACUUCAGCUCAAAGAACAGGUAGAAAACCUGAAGAAGGAGGUGGUCAAAAGAAGUAACGAGCAACAAAGAAAGGCCAGAGACAGAUCUGCAGACACACAGAGAAUCAAGGACCUGGAGCGACAGGUGCAGGAACUUAAGCAGAUCCUGAGAACCAGAAACCCAAACUCGCUGCCUGCUUUGAUUUAUGCAGCAGCCACAGAUGUUAGCAAUGGCAACGCUGAACCCAGCAGCAUCAAUGCUCUGCUGGAAGCCAGAAUCCAGCGUCUGGAGGCUGAACUGGAGAGUCAUGAUGAAGAGGCAAAACGCAGCCUGCAGGCCAUGGAGCAACAGUUCCACAGGAUCAAGCUUCGCUACGAGCAGCAGAUCUCUGAGCUGGAGCAGCAGCUGACUGUAGCAGAACCUGGAUCAGAACCAUGGAAAUCUAGGUGUCAGUCUCUGGAAGAAAAGCUGCAGCAUGUACAAGACAGCCACCAGGAAACAGAGAAAUACCUCCGUGAUCAGAUUGAGUCUCUUCAGCAGCAGCAGCUCAAAAACAAGGAGCAGCCAAGUCCGGGUCGACACCAGCGCCAAGCCGAGGCCGCAUUUGGCGCGCGAAUAGAACGCCUAAACCAAGAGCUUGCCUCCAAGACGAAACGUAUUCAGGAGCUGAGCCGCACUGUGGAGAGACUGCAGAAAGAAAGGAGAAACAUGUUGUUUGCAUCAAGACCAGAACCCAGUUCUGCACACACCAAACAGCGCCAGGUCCAGACCAGAACCGUCUGUUCCACUGUCCCAGAGGGAGAAUCGUUUCCUGCUGCACAGUGUGAAAAGACCUACCAGCCGAUGGUCUUUACAGGAAGUCAUAUCUCUGAGGUCCUGCAGCAGAACGAGGCUUUGAAGCAGCAGGUGGAGCUGCUCCAGCUGCACAGGAAACAGGAGAAGGAGGUGCUGCAGGCAGAAGCUGUGCGAGCAGAGGAGGAGCUGAGCAAGCUGAAGGAGUGUUGUGCAGAGCAGCUGUCAUCGAUGAGGAAGGAACACCUCAGGGUGCUGGACCAUCUGCAUGCCACUCACGCCCUGGAGCACUCAUCCUCAAAGGUUGCAGAACUGACAAAUGAGCUCAACAGUAAGGAGAUUGCAAUGAAACAUUUGCAAGAGCAGCUGAAAGAACUACAGGGAUGUAAAGAGGCCCUCAUAAUAUCCCAAAGUAAAGAAGACACUCUGCAGAAACAGCUAACGAAGCUGCUGCAGGAGCUGAAGGAAGCCAAGGACGCUCAGAGUUCUGAGGCGAGGCUCCUGUGUGAGCUGGAAAAGAAGAUCUUCAACAUGGAGCUGAGACACAAACACAGAGAGCAGGAGCUGCAGCAGGUCAUGGGGGGGUUGUGGCAGAUGUCAGCAGCUGAUCUUCAGUCAGAGGUGGAUCACUGGAGGCAUCUGGCUCAGGACAGGAGCAGAGAGCUGAAUGGUUUCCGUACUGAGCUGGACUCAAUUCUGGAUAUUCUGAGACAUCUUCAGAAACAGGGAGUGGCUCUCUCCAACCCUUGAAGUGCCGACUGCAGCCCACCCUGUCAACAACUGAAACCUCAUACUGACUGAUCUGUUUACAUCUCAACACGAGGGUUUGUUGUAGGUUCUGUCAUCCAAAACAUUGUAAGUUCAAAAUAAGUUUAAAAAUGUUUAGUUUUUUAAAUAUUAAAUGUUCUUUUCCACCAUCCAA